UUUGAGCACUUAAUGGAAUUAGAAGAGAGGAUAAAGGAACUAUGUGGACCUUAUCUGGGUUGGAAAGGUGCUGAUAAUCAGAUUGUAGUGGACAAGUUAGGUCUGGGUUGCAGCAACAACAUACUCGUAGCAACACUAUUGGACGCCAACGCAACAGUCCUUGACAAGGUUCUAGUCCGGAUCUACGGCAGUCAGAUCUCCUCGAGGCUCCAGGAGGAUAUCUACAUCAACUGUCACCUGGGGACGCUGAGACGAGUACCGAAGAUAAGGGGUAUAUUUGACGGGGGCAGGUUUGAGGAGUUCCUUCCUUCUAAAACUAUAAAUAGGGAGGAGUUCAGUACAAAGUACAGGGAGAUGAUAAAGAUGAUUGCAGAGGUUCACAAGAUUGAGAUGCCGUUAUCGAGGGAGCCGUGGUUGAAGAAACAGCUGACUGACCAGAUCACCAGAGUCAGAAUAGAUCCGGAGCUGUGGAGACGUGAAGUGGAAUGGUUUGUUAGCACUCUGGAGGUGCUGGAAAGGGACAUGAGGGUUACUUUCUGUCACAAUGAUUUUAACAUGAACAAUUUACUGAUCCCCACUACCUCUUCUUCUCCCUCUUCCUCUCCCUGCUCCUCUCCCUCCUCCUCUCCCUCUUCUUCCCCCAAUUCUUCACCCACUUCCCCCACCCCGACCCUUAUUGAUUAUGAAUACUCCGGUUACAAUCACUGUCUCUACGACCUCGCCAACUAUUGCUGUGAGAUGCAAUACGACUGGUCACACGAUAAACCACCCUACUUCCUCUUCAAAUACCAAUGGUUUCCUGACGACACCAAGAUGCUAGACAUGAUCCGACACUACAGGACCCUAGUCCGGGAUCAUGGGGUGCACACUUCAGAUCAGGUCUAUUUAACCCAGCUGAAGUUCCUAACCCUAGGCAGUGAGUUGACCUGGACUCUGUGGGCUCUGAGUUAUGAGGGAUUUAGCUUGGAUAUGGAGCCCUAUCUGGAGGUUAAACGUGAGAGUUAUUUUAGGAAGAAGAAGGAGUUCCUGGAGGACAUUGAAAAGCUUGUUGGAUCCUAUGAUAAUUGAAGUGGGUUUUUGCAGAAGUGAGAUCGUCCAGACUGUCAGAUGUUAACAGGAAUUCUUUGGA
Bolinopsis microptera is the source of this 1129-nucleotide messenger RNA. Its product is annotated as choline kinase A2-like. Lineage: Eukaryota; Metazoa; Ctenophora; Tentaculata; Lobata; Bolinopsidae. Gene Ontology annotation, cellular component: cytoplasm. The record is from RefSeq and is a predicted model, not a curated record. Bases 13 to 1068 code for a protein of 351 amino acids. Gene Ontology annotation, molecular function: choline kinase activity; ethanolamine kinase activity. Gene Ontology annotation, biological process: CDP-choline pathway; phosphatidylethanolamine biosynthetic process. The transcript has 3 exons.